CCGAUCUUUGAUCUUUUUUUCUAUACAAGCAUCCGGCGCUUUAGCGACAGCUACAAUUUCUUCUAGAAGACAGAGGGCCUAUAGCACAAGUCAUGGGCGUCCCGCCGGGUUCGCAAGCAGCUCCACUCCCGAGCAACCUGCCCUUUCGACUCGUAUCCAAGACUAUUGGGUCCGGCGCAUAUGCGUCGAUCCGCAAGGCAGUGCCCAAGGACAAGCCGAAGCCCGUCAUCGCCGUCAAGUUCAUCAACAAAGACCACGCAUUCAGGGUCGGUCGGUUGCGACCCAAGCAGAUCGAGCUUGAGAUCAGUCUGCAUCGUCAAGUGUCUGGACAUGCCAACAUCAUCCGCUUCCUCUCCCACGGAGACGACCAAUCAUGGAUCUGGAUCGCCAUGGAAUUGGCAGAGGGCGGCGACCUGUUUGACAAAAUCGAGGCCGACGAAGGCGUUGGGGAGGAUAUUGCCCACUUCUACUUCAAGCAGCUCAUCAACGCCAUCGCCUGGUGUCACGGCAAGGGCGUCGCGCAUAGAGACAUCAAGCCCGAGAACAUGCUGUUGACUGCGAACGGCGACCUGAAGCUGGCCGACUUCGGUCUUGCCACCGCUUUCCUCAAUCCCAAGACUGGAGACUCCAAGAUGUGUGGAUUGGUCUGCGGAAGCCCGCCGUACAUUGCGCCCGAGAUCAUCCAGGUCGGCCACGCAAAUCAAAAGAGGAAGCACGGCGAGGAAAAGUUUGGCUACUGUCCCAACAUCUCGGACAUCUGGAGUUGCGCCAUUGUGCUGUUCGUUCUCUUGGUGGGCAACACUCCUUGGGAUCAGCCCGAACCGCGGAAGAGCGAGGAAUUUUACCACUUCUGCGAAACACAAGGCCGUCCUGAGGACGACUUGUGGGACAAGAUACCCUCGGAUGCACUGAGUCUGCUCCGUGGCAUGCUCAAGGUCGACGUACUCGAGCGCUUCAAGCUCAAUGACAUCCGCAUCCAUUCAUGGUACACUCGCCCCAACAAGUUCAUGAAUUCAAAGGGAACCGUCUCGGACUCGGUCAGCCUGGCGACAAACAUGAUCGAGCGCCUGCACAUCGACUUCACCACCGUACCCGACUCAUCACAGAGCCAGGAGCAGCCGAAACAAGUCGAGUCACAGCCUACACCCGCCAACCAGAUGUCGACGCAACCAAACACGUCAGCCUUCGAUCAACCUUACGACUGGGAGGCCCCGCCACGUCUCGCAGGUCUCACUGCAUCUCAGCCCGUAACAGCACACGACUCCUCCCGCGUCGCCGUUACUCACGACCUCAUUGCCGCCCAACUUUCACAAGAGCCGCACAUGACCCAGUUCAGCCAGAACCACAGCGUCCCUCUGUCUCUGACCCAAAACGCCCGCCGCUUCCGGGAUAUCGUACCCGCUCAAUCUCUCGCACGCUUCUAUUCCUACCAAGCGCUGCCUCAGUUGCUCGGAACAGUACGCAGCGCCCUGCACACACUCAACGUUCCCAUACCAGCCUCUGCUGCCGCUGACGACAAGGCCAAACAAGCUUACAUUCGCAUUCGCAUGGUCGAUGGUCGUAAGCAAGGGCUCAGCGGAAACGUCGUUUUGGAGUCUAUUGCUGAAGACGGACUUGUUGAAGUCAGAUUCGUCAAGGCAAAGGGUGAUCCGCUUGAGUGGCGCAGACUAUUCAAGCGAGUCGCAGUCCUCUGCCGCGAUGCAAUUCUCAUGCCUAGGGAGUAAUGAGUCUCUCGUCAUCGCGCGCACUGUCUUACCUCCAUGGGCAAAUUCUGUCUUCUCUCGACAUCUUCUUGGCUUCUACUUCCGCCUUACAUCGCGACUACUUCUUUCUCUUCUUUGCUAGGCAUCUCACCUGGCCCCCAUUUCACCUUUACGCUCUUCCAGUUUCGGAAGGACUUUUUCUUUUCAUCAUCACGCCUGUCAUUGAAAAAGAGUCAUGAGCACAUUGAGAUUUUCUGUUUUUGAUUGUUUGUUUGGACCCAUACAAGGGGCAACUAAUGGGUUUUGGCUGGGAGGAAAAGGCUGGAAAGAUGGAAAAACUGGAAAUAGCACUAUACCCCCUUUCCCUUUUACAAAUAUGAUUUUGCCGAUGUUCUUCAUUCUGCUCG
Aureobasidium pullulans EXF-150 is the source of this 2110-nucleotide messenger RNA. Its product is annotated as kinase-like protein. The record is from RefSeq and is a predicted model, not a curated record. Gene Ontology annotation, molecular function: ATP binding; protein kinase activity. Bases 93 to 1724 code for a protein of 543 amino acids. Gene Ontology annotation, cellular component: site of double-strand break; nucleus; cytoplasm. The transcript is spliced from 3 exons. NCBI's taxonomy places the organism in Eukaryota, Fungi, Ascomycota, Dothideomycetes, Dothideales, Saccotheciaceae. Gene Ontology annotation, biological process: protein phosphorylation; mitotic G2 DNA damage checkpoint signaling.